This is a messenger RNA of Periophthalmus magnuspinnatus, 954 nucleotides long. Its product is annotated as olfactory receptor 11A1-like. Gene Ontology annotation, biological process: G protein-coupled receptor signaling pathway. The coding region runs from base 1 to 954 and encodes 317 amino acids. The record is from RefSeq and is a predicted model, not a curated record. NCBI's taxonomy places the organism in Eukaryota, Metazoa, Chordata, Actinopteri, Gobiiformes, Gobiidae. Gene Ontology annotation, molecular function: G protein-coupled receptor activity; olfactory receptor activity. The transcript has a single exon. Gene Ontology annotation, cellular component: membrane.
AUGAUGAAUUUCAGUCAGGUUUCUUAUUUCACUCUAGGAGCCUACUUUGACCCUGGGCCUUUGCGGUGGUUGUAUUUUGUCAUUAUAUUGUCUGUGUAUGUUCUGAUAGUGCUGUCAAACCUGCUCCUUAUUGUUGUCAUAUGUUUGAAUAAGACUCUACAUGAACCAAUGUACAUUUUUAUUUGUAGUUUAUUCAUCAAUGAGGUAAAUGGCAGCACUGUAUGUCUAGUUUUCAUUGCAUAUCAAAUCCUUCAAGAUGUUCACACGAUUUCAUAUAACCUGUGUUUUCUUCAAAUAUUCUUUUUGUAUUCUUACCUUGGAGUUAAUUUUACAAACCUGGCUGUCAUGUCAUACGACCGAUAUGUGGCCAUCUGCUUUCCUCUGCACUACAACACUCACAUGACCCUGAGAAAAGUCACAUGUCUCAUUGUUGUCACUUGGCUGUCUCCAUUAGUGGCUGUUGGAAUAACAAUUGUUCUCACUGCAUCUUUAAAACUUUGUGGAAACAUCAUGGACUCAGUUUAUUGUGAUAACUACCUCAUCAUCAAACUGGCCUGUUCAGAUGCAACAGUGAAUAAUUUUUAUGAAGUGGUCGCUGCUGCUGUCUUUGUGUCAGUACCUCUAAUAAUAAUUUUCUUUACCUAUAUACAGAUUUUUAGAGUGUGUUUUAAUGGAACCAAACAGACACGGCAGAAGGCUGUGAGCACAUGCACGCCUCACCUCUUUUCUGUUGUAAACUUUGCUAUUGGAACUUCAUUCCAAAUUUCUCAAACCAGGUUUGAUCUAAGCCAUUUGCCUCAAAUGUUGAGAAUAAUUUUAUCAUUAUAUCAUCUGACAUGUCAACCACUGUUCAACACACCUAUGUACGGCCUGAACCUGACAAAAAUCAGAAAUGUGUGUAAAAACCUAUUUUCUAAAUCAAGAAAUGCUGUGACGAUGAUGGAGAUGACUUAA